[Torrubiella] hemipterigena is the source of this 939-nucleotide messenger RNA. NCBI's taxonomy places the organism in Eukaryota, Fungi, Ascomycota, Sordariomycetes, Hypocreales, Clavicipitaceae. The record is from the annotation of a GenBank genome assembly.
AUGUCUGAGAUUCUCGCCAUCACUUGCCCUGGCGGCAAGCAGUGCUCCCGCCUCAUCCCGCUCCUCUACAACAAGGGAAAAUUCAAGCUUAGACUUGCUGCCCAUUCUGAUGCCUCGGCAGAGAAGCUUCGCGUGCAGUAUCCCGACGCAGAAGUCGUUCACACUGAUCUCCAGUCACUUUCAUCUUGCUCGGAGCUGCUCCGGGGCGUAACAGCCAUCAAUGCAGUCUUGCCUAGUCUGCACUCUCGUGAGAAGGAAAUGGGCUUCAAUCUGAUUGAUGCAGCCGUUGCUGAGAGUAAGCGAGAGGGUAACGUGUUUAAGCACUUUGUCUUUUCGAGCGUCUUGUCCACCCAGCAUCGCCUGCUGUUGCACCACGAUCUCAAGAGCUACGUGGAGGAGCGACUCUUCCUGAGCUCCCUGACUGGAUGGACCAUUCUCAAGCCAGUUAACUUUAUGGAUACGUUCCCGUUGGCAACACUAGCCGCACAAGAAACACCCGUUCUCAACAAGUGGUGGUCUCCGCACUACGCCAGCAGUCUCGUCUCUCUCAAAGAUUUGGCAGAGGUGUCGGCCAAGGUUCUGAACGAAGGCGAGAAGCACUACCUUGCUGAAUACCCACUGUGCUCUACACUCCCAACCAAAGAGACCGAAGUAGUCGCCCUAGUAGAGCAGCGCAUUGGCAAAAAGAUCGAGGUCAAGGUGCCCGAUUUGGAGGGCGGUUCAGAUAGACUGAUGAAGUUCCUCUACGGCGGUGGCCCCGAUGAAGGAAGCAAGGGCGAUUUGCGCGGGGACUUGGUUAGAGAUACUGUCGAGCGCCUGAUUCUCUAUUACAAUGCCCGUGGUCUCCAGGGCAGCCCCAACGUCAUGAGAUGGCUGCUUGAGCGUGAGCCAACAUCCGUCCAGCAGUGGAUUGAGGAUGUCCUGGGCAAGACUAAUUAA